AUGGUGCGAAGAGGGAGUUUCAGCCGAACGCCCGUCAAAGGGAUGCCGCAGACGAGCGCUGGGCAGCAGUCGAAGCACUCGACGUUCGGAAAGGCGCGCAAACGCAUGGAAGACCAGUUCCGCUUCGUGUUCGGCAAAAAUAAGUCCAAACACGGCUCCUUCGAGGACACGCCGGACCUCUCGCGCCGAAACUCGUUCGACUUCGAGCGGACGGGCGCUGACGGCGACGUCGUUCUGAUCCGAGAGUCGCGUCUCGUGUCGCUGCCGGCCGUCAGAGACGGAAUGAUUCGCUUCCAGUUCCUGUUGGAGUCGUGCUCUCCGGGAACGCUUCCCGACGCGCCGCUCAUCGCCGCGAUGCUCGACAUCCGAGCGCCGGUGGUCGCGAGGGCCUCCUUCUACCUCGAGUGCGCGCAUUUCGUGCACCGCUGUAACCGCGGACUGUGGCCGCUGUGGAUGCGCCACAACUUCAACCUCUUCCGGCCGUCGGGUCCGAUGCGCGCCGGCUCGCAGUCGGCCAUCAAAGGCCGCGCCUCGAAUGUCGUGCAGCGGUCGGCCGGUCGCGCCUUCUACCAGUGGGCGGAGAUGUUGGGCGCGAGACUCGAGGAGUUGCUGCAGAACGACAUCAACACCGAGAAGUCGGCGCCCAAUAUGACGGACGACAGCAAACGGCGACAACUGAAGUACGACGACGAGGACGAGGACUUCCUCGACGAGGCGUUCGUCAACGCGACCGGAAAUGAGUGUCCCUUCGCUCUGAAACUCGUCGCGUGUCAGCUGUUGUACGAAAUCACGGCUUUUCUGCGCGAAACGCAUCAGUAUUUGCCGUCCCGAAGCUCGCGGUCGUCCAUCCGAGAGCGCGGAUCCACUUUCGAGCCCAAGACUGUGACCGCCAACCGGCGCUGGUCUAUGGCUUUGACCAAUAUGGCGCCGAUGGACGGCUUCAGUCACGCGCAGAGUUUGGGCGAUCGGAGGAUCAGUUUCGUUCUGCAAGAAGCCGAUGGCGAGGAAGAGUCCACGAGUAGUAUCUCUGCGGCCGACGACCUCAUGGCCGCCGGCGCCCUUGACAAGAAGCGUCUGUCUCAGGCGGGACUGGCGGGUCGGCCGCAUCUGUUGCGGCGGUCGACGGGUGGCAGCGGUCACGGGAGCUUCAAGAGGAGGUCCAUAAAGCUGAAGAAGGGUUCGGACCGCAAGAGUGCGGCCAAACACCGGUCGUCCACUUUGGUGGAGGACGACGACAACGACGCCCAAAAGCAUUCCAUUCUUCGGCGCUCCGACUCUUUGCGGUCGCGACGCAAAGUCAGCGGAAUCUCCGAGCGCUCCGACACUUCGGAACGCGUGUCAGGCGACGAAUCGCCGGGAGUUCUGUCCGACGACGGACUCACGGCCGACACUCCGAGCGACGCCAUGGAAACGGACGACUCGGAGAUGACGUCAAACAUCCCGUGGCUGAAGAUCAUGUCCACAAUGGCGGCCACUCUGUCGUUCCAAUGCCCGCAUCAGCAGUACUGUCAGCACAACUGCUACCGGCGCCAAAUGAGAAGCGCCUCCCGUCUCAUGAAAGCCGUGCAGAAGGUCUACUCCGAGGGCGAGGACUCCGGGCGCCCGCAACUCGUGUCUCUCCGCAUCUUCGAGUGCAGAGAGGACGCGGCGAAGAAGGAGAAGAAGCUGAAGAAGAUCGUGACGGGCCCGUCGUCGCCCAUCCGCCGCAAGAUCUCCGUCGGCCACAACAUGGAGCGCGCGGUCGACUCUCACGGCCACUCCGUCCACUCGUCGACUACUUAUUUGGCGCAUAACGUGGACGUGGAGGCCGAAGGCGCUCAUACGGCGCGAGGAGAACCCGACGCUCAAGUUACUUAUUUGGCGCAUAACGUGGACGUGGAGGCCGGUCCGCACGAAGCGGAGGACCCGCGCCGCACGUUCGUCGAAGUGGCCAAUCAGAAGGCGCUCAUACGGCGCGAGGAGAACCCGACGCUCAAGUACGCGCACCUACACGUCAAGAGUCCGUUCGGAGCGCCGCUCUCAAUGGUGUUGAAGGGGGCGCUCAUUCUGCCGACGCCCGACUUCGAGGAACUCCUGUCGUUGGCCUGGAAUCUGGUCUCCGAAGCGGACCAGGAGUUGAGUGCUUGCGCGUCGGCGGCGCUCAUCGUCUGCGCCCUGAAGUGCCCGCAACUCGUGAGCGAUCUCUUGGAGCGGGAGUUGAGUGACGAGAGGGCACAGCGAAGGACGACAGCCAUCGAGAAGUUCUACAAGAUUUGGAGCAAUCGCUUCCAGUGUUGGCCGCGUCUGGAAGAGGGCGCGCACCUGUAUCUGAAAGUGCCGCCGCCGGCCAUCGAGUUCACGCUUCCGUCGCCGCGGAUCGCGUUGGAGUCGAUUCCGGUCGUGGAUCCGGCGUAUAUGCCGGUCACCAAAAGCAAGGUCGAGGAGGUGACGAUCAGUCAGGAGCCGACGAUUCAGCGGUCGUUCGUCGCGGCCACGAAAACGCGGCGCAAACAGCAGAUCGAGUUAGUGACCAAAGCUCUGCAGGAGGAGGAAGACAAACUGCGGGAGGAGAGGGAAUGUUACCGCAUCUCCGCAGUGCCCGUCCACUUGCAGGCCGCCUACGAGCCCGCGCUCUUCCACACAGUGGAAGAACACGAGGAGGACGAGGACGAGGAGCGGGCGCCGCAACACAACAUUCAGUUGGCGCAAUCGGUGUUCCCGUCGAGUCUGUGUUCGGCGGCCGUCACGAUCAUCAACCUGUUGGACGACCCGCAGGUGAACGCCGAGGGGUCGGCCGUCUACGAGGUGGCCUACAAAGUGGUCUGGCACUGUCUGGUCGAGGACUCGGCGCUCUUCCUGCGCCACUUCCUCGAACGCCUCACUCGCGACAAACAGUACGACAUCUUUCAGAUUCUUCGCCGACUGAUUCGCUUCGUGCCGCGACUUCCCGCGCAGGCGGCCUUCACGCUCUACAACUACCUGAUCGGGUUCGUCAUGUUUCACGUGCGGGCGCCGGUAGAGUCGUCGCAGGAAGUCAUAGCGACC
Molecule: messenger RNA, 3024 nt
Organism: Oppiella nova
Lineage: Eukaryota; Metazoa; Arthropoda; Arachnida; Sarcoptiformes; Oppiidae
Source: the annotation of a GenBank genome assembly